UAUGGGAAGACAGCGAAAACGAGGUUUGUGCGGCAGGAGUGAGAGGCAGUAUAUAAGGCAGCGGGCGACCUGGAUCGACAUCACACUCCACCAUGAAGUUGCUGAUUCUAGCCUCCGUGUACCUGGCUGCCGCCUCCGCCCUCCCUCAGAGUUACGGCCCGCCACCGACCCCAUCAUACUCCUCCGGCGGUUCAGGAUUUUCAGGUGGCUCAUCAUUCAGUUCAGGAUUCUCUUCAGGUGGCUCCUCAUUUAACUCAGGGUUCUCAUCGGGCGGUUCUGGAUACUCUGGAGGCAGCUGUGGAGGAGGACAAGUUCGGCAUGUGGACGGCAGCUGUGUAACGCCCCAAGUCACCCGAAACUUGUUCGUGUACAGAGCGCCAUCACUAGCACCUAUCGUGGGCCCACGACCAUUCGUUCCCCUACCAAGAGUUGAACACAAUGUUAUAUUCAUCCACUCCCCAGAGCGAGGCCAAGGACAGGAACCCAUUGUCGUGCCACCACCACAACAGAGAAACGUCGUCUACGUCCUCAACAAACGGCCUGAGCAAGACCAGAGAGUCAUCCACGUACCAUCAGGAGAACAAGAAUCUCCUGAGGUGUACUUUGUGAACUAUGCUGAUGGUGACAACCCAACCUUGCCCACAGGCGAGGAUCUGCAGUCUGCUCUCAGCUCUGCCUCUCUUGGUGGCGGUCAAGUCAUCGGUGGCUCCGGUAGCUUUUCAGGUGGAAGUUUCGGCGGCAGCUUUGGAGGCGGCGGCAGCUUUGGAGGCAGCAGCAGCUUUGGAGGCAGCGGCAGCUUUGGUGGCAGCAGCAGCUUUGGAGGUGACAGCUUUGAAGAUGGAGGGUUCAGCAGCGGAGGCAUCAGCAUUGGAGGCGGUGGUGGAAUAUCAGUGAGCACUCCAUCCAGCCUGUACAGCUCGCCUUAAACAACAUCCGACUUUGACAACUGCCUCAUUUUGUUUAUAUAAUUAUUUAAAACUAAAUAGAUAUUAUAUUGGUUGUUUUUUAAGUAUAAAUUCUGUUACAUUUUGGAAUGAUUUCUUGAAAUAUAUGUUACUAUAACCCAA
Molecule: messenger RNA, 1067 nt
Organism: Homarus americanus (American lobster)
Lineage: Eukaryota; Metazoa; Arthropoda; Malacostraca; Decapoda; Nephropidae
Product: peroxisomal membrane protein 13-like
Exons: 2
Coding region: 93-926 (277 amino acids)
Source: RefSeq, a predicted model, not a curated record